Messenger RNA from Parnassius apollo (apollo), 222 nucleotides. NCBI's taxonomy places the organism in Eukaryota, Metazoa, Arthropoda, Insecta, Lepidoptera, Papilionidae. The record is from the annotation of a GenBank genome assembly.
AUGCAAUGGUAUCUACCCGUACUGGCAUCGUAUCCCACUAUGUACGACUCCAAAAUUGUGGUGCCUGAAGCCUUUAUUUUGGGCUCUGGGGAGCACCAUGAUGACCUCGGCAGCGUUAUUCAUCUCAUCUGUAUCCUCGAAAAGGCAACAAGAUGGCGGCGAUCUUGCGUCACCUGCCUUUUGUUGCUUUCUUCAGUGAUGGUUCAUUUCGGCCUGCGAUGA